Anthonomus grandis grandis is the source of this 5566-nucleotide messenger RNA. RefSeq names its product frequenin-1. Lineage: Eukaryota; Metazoa; Arthropoda; Insecta; Coleoptera; Curculionidae. The coding region runs from base 4285 to 4845 and encodes 186 amino acids. Gene Ontology annotation, molecular function: calcium sensitive guanylate cyclase activator activity; calcium ion binding. The record is from RefSeq and is a predicted model, not a curated record. The transcript has 7 exons.
UAAAACCCUAUGACCCGAGAUAAAAAAAAAUGCACUGAAUUCUUUUUCAUAAAGAAAAAAUUAUAAUUUAAUUUGAUUUUUUCGUAUUUUGGGUUAUGGUGUCAAAAUUGGCGUCUUUGACACCCUGGCGAAGAAGAAUUGAAUUAAUUUAACUAUAUUUUGGUCGAUUAUUGCCCAAGGAAUGCUCUUUAAAAGGAUACCAAAUUUGUUAAAAUCGGUUCAACCGUUAAGAAGUUAAAGCAGGUUAUUACAAAAAUUAUUGUCAAUAAACGUUCACCACCAUCUUUAUUUUCAAAAUAACUGAAUUUUUCUUUUUAUGAAAAUUCUCUUCUUGUACUCAACCUCUAGCUGUCUUAAUCAAUUAAAACUCAAUUUUUUCAAUUUUGACUAAGGGUAAGUGGGCAUCGACACAAUAUUUUACGCGAAUAAGUCUUCGUAAAACUUUAACGUACACUCGAGUAGUUUGUCUUACACUUCCUUGUAUUUGCUGAAUUCUUCAUCUUCAUCUAUGUAUAAACAUGUAAGAUUCAAAUUAAAAUAACUCAACCUUAAACCUGCUAAGCCAUGUUAAAUACUGUAACACGUAGCUUCAGAAGUCGACAACAACUUAUAAGAAUUUUAUCACAAGGCUAUUGUUUUGUUUAUGACGUGUUAAUCUUAUAAUCGGUGUUUCGCACUUUCCUUUCUGGAUCCGUUUCCGACGUGAAUACAACUUACAGUUCUAAGUAUUCCAAUCCCAGGUAGAAGGGUGCGGUCUUGAAGUCGUCUUAAUUAAGUCUUCAUUGGUCGUCGACGUCAUUGGAACAUACAUACACUAUCAAACCUACGAUUUAACACAAAUAAUUAAUGAGCCAACUUGUAAGUACUUUGCUGGAUCCUAUAUUUAUUUCCAAAUCAUUCAUUCUUAAAGAUUGCGGUAAAAUAAAUGCAGAUCUAAUUUCUGAUCAUUAGUUACUGUGACAUUAACAACAACUUAAAUGACAUAACAUACUGUGACAUUUGUAUUCCGAAAAUUAAAGUUCUCCCAAAAAUUUAAAAAUUUUUCUCCCAAAAAUAUAUCAUUGUUUUAAUACUUUUAAUUCUCAGAAUUUCCUUAUUAAUUUUCACUCCCUAGGCUGGCAUUCCAUUUUAAGAGAAAUUAUUAUAGAUAUUAAAAUUAGUAUUUUAAACAGCUUCAUUAUUAGAUUAUUAUAAUUAAUUAUUAAUAAGCAUGCUCUAAUAAAGACGCGAAAAAUUAAAAGCUGAGUGGUUGACCUAAGAAUGCCCGUCAGUGAUAAAAAUAAAGCUUUACAAUGAUUUAAAUUGACAAAAAAUAUACGUGACUGGAAUCAUUAUAAGCAGCUUAGAAACCUAUGUGCUACUAUGAUGCGCCGAGAAAAAUAAAACUUUUUAAAUUUUAUUGCUUCUCAAAACAAUAGUCAUAAAACUCGGUCAACACUUCGAAAUUUGGAUGUGCAUUCUUCCGACACCACAAAAAAGAUUUACCACUUCAUAUAUCCAAUCCCAACGCAAUUAACACUUAUUUUGCUCAGUUUUUUCAAAUUGUCAUUAAUAAUUCUCAUAAAAAAAAAAUUUUUGUAAUUCGAAUAUUUUUGAUGUAAGUAAUAAUUUUUCUUUUGGAUUGACUGAUCCAGAGGAGGUCAACAAAAUUUUGCAUGAAUUAAAAAAAAAACGGGGUACGUGAUUGGACUUCCACUAGCAAAAGUUGCAAAUUCAAAUGAAUUUUCUGACCUGCGUGUCAUCAGUAUUCUAGCUACAACUUUUAAAAUUUUCGAAAAGAUUAUAUACAAACAAAUUUACGACUAUUUCGUAUCUAAACAUUUAUUACCAAAUAAUCGGUGCGGAUUUAGAGUUUCUAAAAAGUACAUCUACAGCACUUGCCAAAGUAAGUAAUGAUAUCUUUGGAAGCGUGGAUCGUGGCACAGUGCUGGCGCUGCUUGACUAUUCUAAAGCGUUUGACACGAUAAACCAUAGGCUUAUAGUAUCUAAACUUAAAUAAUUGGUUUUUCUGAAGAAUCAACUUGUUUAAAUAAUUCAUAUCUAUCAAGUAGAUAUCAAAAAAAUUGCUACCAUAACAUAUAUUCUGAGAAACUAGAUAUACUAUCUGGUGUUCCACAAGGGUCCAUACUGCCCUUGCUGUUUAUUAUUUACACUGCUGAUAUUUUGUCGGCCUUAAAGAAUUGUCAUGUGAUGGCUUAUGCUGAUGACAUACAGCUAUAUAUGUCUUUUGAUCCUACUUAACUUAUCGCCGCCUCUGUUGCUUUAAAUGGUGAAUAAAAACUCCUAAGUGAGCUUUUGUUUGAACACAAUCUUAACCUAAAUUCGAAAAAAUCAAACUUGAUGGUUUUUGGUAGCAAGAAAGCAGUAGAGUUAGUAAAAUAAAAUAUGAAUGUUUGCGUAAAUAAUAAUAAGUUGCCUUUUUUAGAACUAGCGCAUAAUCUUGGUAUUCUUAUCGAUUCUCAAUUACGUUUUAGUUUACAUGUAGAAAUGUUAUGGCAGAAGGCAUUAACUAGGCUAAAGAUUCUUGUUGCUAAUAGACACUUUUUGAACUUUAAACUUAGAAAAAUUUUAACUGAGUCGAUCUUUCAAUCUUUAAUUAUUGUAAUUUUAUAUAUUCUCCUUGCCCUUAUAUCCUUCACAAAAACAUGAUACAAAUAAUGCAAAAUGCUUGCGCUCGUCUAAUUUUCGAUCUUUAAAAACGCGAUCACAUUUCUCAUAAAAUUAUUGAAUUAAAAUGGCUCAAAAUGGAAAAUAUUUGAAAGCAGCACUUAUGCGAUUUUUCGCUGAAACUAUUAUUUAUUCAUGAUCGUAAUUUUAAUAUUUUGCGCAAUAUUUUUAUAACACGACGUUCUGCAUAUUCUGUAAACCUAAGAAAUUUGACGGAAUUUUCGAUGCCUCAAUUUCGAACUGCUUUUUAUACUAGAUCCUUUUCUUACAAUUCAAUUAGCUUAAUAAACUUUCUUCCCGAUGAAUUUCGCCUCUUUAAUUUCAAUAAAUUUAAGUUUAAAUUAAAAAAAUAUUUAUUAGAAAAAGAAAAUUGUCCGGUAAAUGAGUGACCUGGCGUUUUCUCUUCUUUUUUCACACAGAACUUAUUUUGUAUUUAUAUUAUGGUACACUACCACUUUGCUGCCCCAGUAUUAUUUUAUUUUUAUUGCUUUGUAUUGCUUUCUACUCCAUACAGAAGUUGAUCCUUGUGCUUUUGUCUAUGUUUAUUUUUACUCUCAGUUCAGUCUAUACAUUUUACUCAUUAUACUAAUUAAUUUUUGUUAAGUAUAGAUGUAUGUAUGGUUAAGUAGAAUACUAUUUGUUGGCUAGACUUCGCCAUCCAUGCACUAUUAGGUGUAAGUAAUGAUUAUUACGAACGUAUUUUGUUUCAUCUAAUAAAAGGCCUUAUUUAUUUAUUUAAAUAUAGUGGUAUUCAUAUUUUCUGUAGUUUUUGUGUUUUAUUUCUACCCAAAAAAUCCUGAUUUUUUUUUUAAAUAUAUAGAUCAUGUCGAACAUCUUCGUUACGUCCGAAAAUCGUUAACAAUACUUGCAUUAUGGUCUUCUAAAGUAGUUCUCAAGACGUUAUAUUGAAGAAGUCUUGAGGCUGUGACAUUUUAGCGUCACCCUGACAUCUUAUAGAUAUCACCCAGUCAUUUACGUCCUAAAUUAUUGAUUUUACUAAGUAUAUUAACUAUGUUUGCCUAAAGGAUCCUUAUUUCGGACCUAUUAUGGCCUAACAUGUUGGCAUUAUAGGAAUUUAACAGGUUUUAAGUGUCAUUUGACCAGAAAUUUUUUUUACGUACGUUGGCACUAAUAUAUUUAAAUGAUAAAUUUAUACAGGUUACGGUUCUCCUAUUAUACCAUUACUACUGAUUUAUAUUUUACUAAAAAGUAGUAGUUUCUUAUUAUUAUUUAGACUUACAUAAUAUAUAAAAAGAUUAGAUAUUAUAUGUUUAAUCUUAUAUUAACCAAUAAAAACUUUGUUCUAUUAAUGUAUAUGAAACACCGAUUUCCUUUCCUUUAUUCCAUCUCCAAAACUCCGCAUCAAGACGCCACAGAAGCGCUCACAUACGACCGCCGGUCAACAUUCCACGACAAAAAGGCGCAAACUCCAGCACUCUGCAAUGGAAAUUCUAUUUGGAAAAUUCAACUUUCCAUUAGUUUCACGCGACUCGCUCCCUAUUGCCGUCGCGUCCGAAAUUCCGAAUUGCUACCGGAAGUUGUAUAUGGGACAGCAGGGGUCUGCCAAGAAGUUUUCUUGCGAAAGUUGAAUUAAAAGUUUUUCGUAGUAAGGUGAAUAUGGGCAAGAAAAACUCGAAGUUGAAGCAAGACACCAUUGACAGGCUGACAACUGCGACUUAUUUUACAGAAAAGGAAAUCAGGCAAUGGCACAAAGGAUUCCUCAAAGACUGUCCCAAUGGAUUACUAACAGAACAAGGUUUCAUUAAAAUCUACAAACAAUUCUUCCCACAAGGAGAUCCGUCAAAGUUUGCCUCGCUAGUGUUCAGGGUAUUUGAUGAGAAUAAUGAUGGAUCAAUAGAAUUUGAGGAAUUCAUCAGGGCACUUUCAGUGACGUCAAGAGGAAACCUGGACGAAAAACUACACUGGGCUUUCAGGCUAUACGAUGUAGACAACGAUGGUUUUAUAACCAGAGACGAAAUGUACAACAUAGUUGAUGCGAUAUACCAGAUGGUGGGUCAGCAACCAUCCGAAGAUGAAAACACUCCACAAAAACGAGUGGACAAAAUCUUCGACCAAAUGGACAAAAACCACGACGACAGGUUGACUCUAGAAGAAUUCAGGGAGGGAUCCAAGGCUGACCCCAGGAUUGUCCAGGCUCUGACUUUGGGUGGUGAAUAACAUAGGGAGGAAGGCAUUAAGCCUGAACCUGUAUGACAUCAUUCUGGAUAAAAAGCAUGCCAAUAUUUUGAUAUUGUGAGAAAAUUUAUUGUUGGAUAUUAUUUCGUGAUAAAUUAGGCAUUCUCCCAUUUAAUUACACGUAAUUUAAAUUUUAUGCAACUAGAAUACCUAAUUUAUUGAAACAAACACAAAUGAGUAAUUGCUGUAAAUAUUAAGGCUUAAAAGUCUAUUAUGUAGUUAACAUGUUGUACGCCAGUAUAUAUAAAUGCCAAAUAAUGAAUGACUUCGUCUAUAUUGUGAUAAUGUUUAAGGUUUUACAUAAUAUUUAGUCCUAUGGCAGGUAUAAUUUAAAGACUUGCAAAAGAUUUUAGGGUAGUAUUGCACGCCGUGGCUUUAUAGAAUAUAAGAGUUAAGUGUUCGCAAUAAAAUAUAUUUUUUUGAAACGUCAACGCUUACAAAUAAGAAGACAAUAUUGAAUAUUUUAUAGCUGUUGAAUGACGUUACUAUAAAAUUGGUUCUAUAUUUUUUAAAAAUGUUAAAGAUGCCGAUAUAUCCACAUUUGCUUUUACCAUUGUGCUCUUUGGUCUUUGAAUUUUAUUGCGAACUAUUGCAAAUUUUGUCUAUUACUCUUUAAAAUUAACUUUUAAGCGCAAACAAUUUGACAAUCAAAAUUUCAAUGUUUGUGCUAUCGUAUUUUAGCCCUUUAUACCCUCAAAUAAUU